Molecule: messenger RNA, 1439 nt
Organism: Oncorhynchus tshawytscha (Chinook salmon)
Lineage: Eukaryota; Metazoa; Chordata; Actinopteri; Salmoniformes; Salmonidae
Exons: 6
Coding region: 538-1251 (237 amino acids)
Source: RefSeq, a predicted model, not a curated record
AUGUGCAAAUAAAUCCAUGUGCACAUACACCAAACCAAGGGCUUCCUCCCUCUUCAUCCUGCAACAUUGUUUUACAGUAGUUCUAUACCAAUCCAGACACUCUCCACCCUAUUGAUCAUUUGAUUAAUUAUUUAACUUGUAAAAAGCUACCUCACCAGACUGUGGUCGUCAUCAUUUAGCUGGUUUCCAGGCUGUCUGUGUGAAUUAAUUCAAGGGCAGUAUUCCCAUACAGUCUCUAUUUAGUGUUCUGGUCCCUAGCUAAUAGAUGGUGUCCACUCAGUCAGGGAGGGGACAACCAUUCAGAGUUAUAUAAGAAAAGUCUGGAUAUGAAUGCUGAUUUAGGCCUUCACGUAUCCAUUCAAGCAUUCAAGCCUGUUGAAAACCUCCCCUCCUCUUCCUCCUCCACAUAGCCCCUUAUGCAACAGUGUUUUGUCUAAGCCUCUGUGAAGCACAUGCUCCAGAAGUAGAGGUGUCCUGCUCUGGCUGUACUGUACUAUCGUCUCACGUGUCUCUGCUCCAUCUCUCUCAUCUUUCACUAUGUCUGUCCAGCUAGUUGUAUCUCUCCUAGCUCUAGCUUCUCUGAAUGCUGCAUCUACACCGCUCUGUAAAGAACUGGUCAAACCCCUGGUACUGGAGGACCAUACUGAGAUCUAUGGCAAAUGGGUGUAUGUGAUGGGGUCUGCGGAUCAUUCAGUCUUCCAAAAAGCUUUGGGGACUCUGAAAAGCUCCUGGAUUGACCUGUCGGCUACAUCUGACCAUCAAGUAGUCACACUACGUUGGGGAGACCGCAUUGAUGGCAAAUGCGUUGUCGGUGCAACAAAUGCUACCAUCUCCGGCACCACCUCCACAGUUCACAUUCAUUUGUCUGAACACAAAGGUCAGUACCUGGAGACCUGCCCUGACUGCCUGCUAUGGUCAGACACCUCUCGUAAUGGAGACAUCACUGGCAGAUACCUACUCCUGUUUACAAGGUCAGGGAAAAUGGAUCCCACAUACCUGGACACCUAUAAGAACCAGGCAGAGUGCCUGAACUUCCCAGAGACACACCACACCUAUGAUGGAGAAACAGAGCUGUGCCCCGAUGACAACCAGAAGGAGAAGGUGGUGGAUGAGGAUACUAUGGAAGAGAAGCCGACUACAGAGGAAGAGAAGACUACUGAGAAGAACCCGACUACAGAGGAAGAGAAGACUACUGAGAAGAACCUGACUACAGAGGAAGAGAAGACUACUGAGAAGAACCCUAUGGAUUGACUAUGGAUUGAGCAAAACAACCAGUUCCUCACUAUUGUGCCCAACAUCUCUUUAGUGGAACUUUGAUCCCAGAACUAUCUAACCAAAUAUGACAUGUACUUUCAUACGUCUUUAAAUCAUGUAUUACAUACACAAGGAGAGUGAUAUGACCAUGUAAUGAUAAAAAAUGCUAACGUUUUUACAGUGAA